Molecule: messenger RNA, 1185 nt
Organism: Triticum turgidum subsp. durum (durum wheat)
Lineage: Eukaryota; Viridiplantae; Streptophyta; Magnoliopsida; Poales; Poaceae
Source: the annotation of a GenBank genome assembly
AUGAUGCGCGCCAAGGGCAAAGCUACAUUCUUGGACGCCAUGAAGGAGACCACCUCCCCCGUCUCCCCCGCCGCCGCGGCCAAGGAGGCGCUCAAGGAGGACGAGUGGGAGGUGCGGCCCGGCGGGAUGCUGGUGCAGAAGCGCGACCCGGGCUCCGACGCGCCCGCGGGCGCCCCCGUGCCCACCAUCCGCCUCAAGGUCAAGUUCAACGCCGUCUCCCACGAGAUCUACAUCAGCUCCCAGGCCUCCUUCGGCGACGUGAAGAAGAUGAUGUCGGAGAAGACCGGCCUGCACCACGAGGACCAGAAGGUGCUCUACAAGGGCAAGGAGAUGGACUCCAAGGCCUUCCUCGACAUGUCCGGCGUCAAGGACCGCUCCAAGCUGGCGCUCCUCGAGGACCCCGACGCGCAGGCCAAGCGCCUCAUCGAGCAGCGCCGCGCCGACAAGGCGCACCGCGCCUCCAAGUCCGUCUCCCGCAUCAGCCUCGACGUCGACAAGCUCGCCACCAAGGUCCGUCGUCGAUCGAGUUGGGUGCUGAUCGAAUUUGGGUGGCGCUCUGCAGGUGUCGGCGCUGGAGGCCAUCGUGCGCAAGGGCGGGAAGGUGGUGGAGGCCGACGUGGUCGCCCUCACCGAGGCGCUCAUGACGGAGCUGGUCAAGCUGGACGCCAUCGCCGCCGACGGCGAGGUCAAGGCGCAGCGGCGAUUGCAGGUCAGCACGUACGCUCGGCCGAAUUAAGCUCCCCGCCGAUUCCGUUGACGAGCACAUUAAUUAGCCGCGGGGCGGGCGAGCUGAACGGAACUGAAUCUCUGGUGGUGCAGGAGAAGCGGGUGCAGAAGUACGUGGAGACGCUGGACGUCAUCCGCGCCAAGAACGCGGCGGCGCCCAAGGCCAACGGCACCGGCAAUGGCCAAGCCAAGGGCGACCGGUCGCUGCACCUGCCGCCGCGGCCGCCGCCCGUGUCGCAGCGGCGGCAGUUCAAGCAGCAGCCCGCGCCGGCGACCGGCAAGGCGGCGGCGGCGCCGCCCACGGCGAGCUGGGAGACGUUCGACCUGCUGUCGUCAAUGCCGUCGACGUCCUCGGCCACGGCGACCACCACCAUGGCGGCCGCGACGACCACGACGAAGCCGGCCAGCAACAACAACAGCACCUCGCCGAUCCCGCGGUUCGACUGGGAGCUCUUCUAG